GGCUUUGCACAAGAUAUAACAACUCCUUGGUUACAUUGUUUAUCGAAUAUCUACGGCAAUCUUUUUUUCGGCCGAGGACGUUUUUAUUUUAUAUUCUUCUUCAUAGCGAGAUUGCGUCCAUUCCAAGAUUUAACGUGGUGCACUUCCGACAUGCUGCGCGCGGCGGCCACGGUGGUGGCGUUACUCGCUGCACUUCCGGUGGUGACGCCGCUCCUGGGCGGCUACAGAACCUUCACCGAGUGCAGGAACCUAACGCACUUGGGACCAGGCGAAUGGCCUGAAUUCCCACCAAGAAGGUAUAACUUUACGGGCUUGCUGGUGAUGCCUGGAGAUACAUGUACAUGCUUCCUGCUCAAUUCCAAGAUUGUGAUAAGCAGCAGUUUGUGCAGAUUGUGGAAAGGGAAUGUAGACUUUUCAAAUGACAUAGAGGAAGACGGCAGCGAGAUACGAAUUGGCUUGAUCCAGGGCGAAGUUUCAGAGCACUUCUACAGACGUGAACUUGUCAAACGGUACUGGCACGUCGGAAAAUCUGAAGCAGAAAUCCGCAGGACCCCUUUAAUGGUCAUUGAGACGCAGAGGGGAUUCCGUGGGGUGUCUCAUCAUUCGCUACCGGGAGUUUUCCGUUCCUCACCAUUUCAAGACGAGCAACUGGAGUUUAUUAGUGGCGAAGUCAUCGGUUACGAGCAUUCAGUCAACUUGCCUGUGUACCAUCAGGCUGCAUACGACGCUCACUUUUAUCGUUUCAACAGGGAAUGCAGAAAAUAUGGUCGUACACAGUGGGAUUUAACUGAAUCAGCCUUUUGUACAUGGGACGUCAGUCCAGUGCGAACCGUUUGUAAAAUAGACAGAGGCGCACCCGUUCUCUUCAGGAGACAGUUUCUCGGCUUCGUUGUUGGUAUCGUCGACGACAUGCAGAGGCCAGGCAACUAUUGUGGUGAAGGGCGCAUUCACUACAACGUCUUCGAUUUACUGCCGGAGUACAUGACAUUUUUAAAGGCCAAGACUGGCGGGAAAAUGAAAAUUGUGACUCUGGCAGACGGAAGGGUCACCGAGGAAUCCGAAGAUGUCACUGAACCGGGAAGUGCGAAGCCUAUUGCGGGAAGAGCUUAUACAACGAAACGGACCUACAGACACCGUGCAGCUCGAGGCGGGACUGAAUCGCAUAUGGUCUCGCAAGGGCUACUGCUGCUCACAGCUGUCGGCCCUGUCGCACAUCUCGCGAGUCAGUACUGACCGAGAUUUGCGGUUUUGUAUUUGCUAAACUUAAUGUGAAAUAAAUCUUUGUGUGUCUGUGUUUUCUCUGGA
Molecule: messenger RNA, 1305 nt
Organism: Schistocerca gregaria
Lineage: Eukaryota; Metazoa; Arthropoda; Insecta; Orthoptera; Acrididae
Exons: 7
Coding region: 151-1233 (360 amino acids)
Source: RefSeq, a predicted model, not a curated record